Molecule: messenger RNA, 1602 nt
Organism: Drosophila nasuta
Lineage: Eukaryota; Metazoa; Arthropoda; Insecta; Diptera; Drosophilidae
Product: ERC protein 2
Exons: 6
Coding region: 1-936 (311 amino acids)
Source: RefSeq, a predicted model, not a curated record
AUGAGUAAUAGCAACAGUCGGAAAUUGUACACCAACAUGGAGAGACCAUCCUCGUCCGCCAUGCAGAUGCUCUAUGCGGAGCUGGCAGCAGUGAAAUCUCAAAAUACUCGCCUCGAGGAAGAGAAUCUAUUGCUGCAACAUAGAUUGAAUCGUGUGUCCACUGAUCAACACACAAAUUCCGCAGUGAAUGUCGAGGCCAAGAUCAAGGCCUUCCAAAUGGAAGAGGAACGUGAUCGCAUAUUGGAAACCUUGCAGCUGCACAAGAAGAAGUAUAAUAAGUUGCACGAUGCCUAUCUGGAAAAGGUGACGCGCUGCAAGGCGUUGGAGGAAAUGUUUAAAAGGCAAAAAACACUUACGGGCUUGGUUAUGAAAUCCGCAGUAGACCAAAGGAAUUCAGAACAGCAAUUCCUUUUGGAGAAGCGCCGAUCACAGCAACAAAGUGAGCAAAACAAUGCUGCAGAAGUGCAGCAGCUACAAGCGAAGAUCGCAAAGAUGCAAAAGGCCUUGGACGAGUCUUACGACAUCAUUGAUGAGAUGGACUUUGAGCUGGAAAGUGUUGAUUUGCUGGAGAUGCAAAAUAAAAACUUACGUGAUGAGAUUUCGGCUUUAAAGGCCCAAUUAGCGACGGCUCCUCCAAUGCCGACAGAUAUCGACGAUCCACCACCAAAAUAUGCGCCGGCAGAUCCUGCAGGUCUCGACGCACAUCGUGACUACCGCCGAAAGGUUGCGUCUACCCGCGACAGUGAAUAUUUCCUGAAAAACGACGAUGCCGAUGCUGAAACACUGGAACGUGCCGCCAUGACUCAUAGCCUGGUUCAAACUGUUGAGGCAGAAAGCAAUUGCCUGCGCCGUGAGCUUUUGCGUUCGCGUUAUCGACUCUCCAUACGUGCUAAAUUGGAGAAAGAAGAGGAGGAGGAAAAUCAACAAGACGAUUAAAAGUGGACAUUAAUUAAACUGAUUGAUUUACAAGUUUUAAUAGUAUUAAGAUUAUAACACAUAAGGAUACAUGACUAAAUACAGGCUACAGUGCCUUCUCGCAAAUUUAUCAGUGUAGUGCAAAUGAUAUUGCAAAUGGAAUGCAAGUUUGGUAAAAUCGAUCUUAUUUCGCACUUAGACGCACUAUGUUUAACCCAGUUAUGAGCAAGUUACGCCUUACAAGUGAACAUACCAUUUGUCUGCCACAUGUGGUGCACAUAUUACAUGCCAGCGGUAGCAGCAGUAGCAUACUGUUUAAAACAAGAAAAUAAAAUAAUUAAUAAAAAUUGCAAUGUAUGUAUGUAUGUGGCGAGAACGUGAUAGUGCGUAACCUGAAUUUGAUUUUUAAAGCAUCAACAUCAAAUAAACCAAACGCCGUCUAAUGGCGAUUAAUUAAAAUAUUUGUUAAUGACAUCAAACAGGUUAUGGCCGCAUCAAUUAGCAAACAGAGGCACGCUCUGGAGGAUCUAUUCAGCUAACAGCACACGACACAAUGUGCCAACAUUUUAGCGAAACAAGUAUUUUUAUGAUCCUUUUGAUCGCAUGCGAUAAUUUAUAGACAUUGCGCAAUGUUUGCAUGCGAUAAAUUAGUGUGACAACGUUGAUACCUUUAGGAAUCUAAUGUGU